Pistacia vera is the source of this 1830-nucleotide messenger RNA. RefSeq names its product cationic amino acid transporter 6, chloroplastic-like. Bases 76 to 1830 code for a protein of 584 amino acids. Gene Ontology annotation, cellular component: plasma membrane. Gene Ontology annotation, molecular function: amino acid transmembrane transporter activity. The record is from RefSeq and is a predicted model, not a curated record. Lineage: Eukaryota; Viridiplantae; Streptophyta; Magnoliopsida; Sapindales; Anacardiaceae. Gene Ontology annotation, biological process: transmembrane transport; amino acid transport. The transcript has 4 exons.
AAAUCACACUUCACUCUUCGGCUCUUUCAUUCCUGCAACAGGAAGCGGAAGAAGAAACGAAGAAGAAGAGGAAAUAUGGAGACCCAUAAUUCCUCUUUCGCUAACUUUUCUUCUUACCUUCGCGCACUUGCCCAGACACCGGCCCGUUUCGCCCGACGGGCCUUUUCCGCAACCACUUCUUACGAGGAAAUGAGUCGGGUACGGGCCAAGUCCGGCUCAAAUAUGCGCAGAACUCUUCGUUGGUACGAUCUCAUCGGACUCGGCAUCGGCGGCAUGGUAGGUGCCGGCGUUUUCGUCACCACGGGUUGGGCCAGCCGCUCAGACGCCGGCCCCGCCGUAGUAAUUUCCUAUGCCAUUGCUGGUGUUUGCGCUCUUCUCUCCGCCUUCUGCUACACUGAAUUCGCCGUUGAUAUGCCCGUCGCCGGUGGCGCCUUCAGCUACCUCCGUGUCACUUUUGGCGAGUUCGCGGCAUUUAUAACCGGAGCCAACCUCAUAAUGGAGUACGUCAUGUCAAAUGCCGCCGUUUCACGGAGCUUCACGGCGUAUGUUGGCGCCGCAAUCGGCGUCUCCGCUCCAAAAUGGAGAUUUACCGUGCACGGACUCCCUAACGGCUUUAACGAAAUCGAUUUCGCCGCCGUGGCCACCGUUUUAUUUCUCACUUUCAUAAUCUGUUACAGUACUAGACAGAGCUCAAUGCUGAACAUUGUUCUCACUGUACUGCACAUUUUGUUCAUCGUGUUCGUGAUAGUGAUGGGGUUUUGGAGAGGGGAUACUAAGAAUUUGACUGAGCCAGCGAAUCCGAAACACCCGUCCGGGUUUUUCCCGUACGGAGCUUCUGGUGUUUUUAACGGAGCCGCCAUGGUUUAUUUGAGUUAUAUUGGAUACGACGCCGUUUCAACCAUGGCUGAAGAAGUCCAAAAUCCGGUUAAGGAUAUCCCUGUCGGGGUUUCGGGUUCCGUUGUUAUCGUUACCAUUCUUUACUGCUUAAUGUCUGCUUCAAUGUCCAUGCUUCUCCCUUAUGAUAUGAUCGAUACGGAGGCGCCGUUUGCGGCGGCGUUUAGUGGGAAAUCGGACGGGUGGAAGUGGGUGUCAAACGUGAUAGGAGUGGGGGCCAGCUUCGGGAUACUGACGUCGUUGUUGGUGGCGAUGCUUGGACAGGCUCGGUACAUGUGCGUAAUCGGACGGUCGGGCGUGGUCCCUGAAUGGUUCGCUCGGGUCCACCCUAAGACAUCUACGCCUGUCAACGCCUCCGCUUUUCUUGGAAUCUUAACUGCUGCUAUUGCUCUUUUUACCGACCUAAAUGUGCUACUCAACCUUGUAUCAAUCGGGACACUAUUCGUCUUUUACAUGGUGGCAAAUGCCGUUAUCUAUAGACGUUAUGUAAAAGUGGGGACGACAAAUCCAUGGCCUACAUUAUCCUUCCUGUUCUUGUUUUCGGUGACCUCUGUCAUAUUCACCCUGAUAUGGCGUUUUGUCCCACCAUACAAGUCUAAAGCCUUUAUGCUCGGAUCAUGCAGCGUAAUCGCCAUAGCAGUACUGCAGAUUUUUCAUUGCAUGGUUCGACAAGUGAAAAAGCCGGAGUUCUGGGGUGUCCCUUUGAUGCCAUGGAUACCCUGUAUAUCUAUCUUCUUGAACAUAUUUUUACUGGGGUCACUUGAUGGACCAUCCUAUGUCCGAUUCGUAUUCUUUACGGUUUUGGCAGUGCUUGUAUAUGUUUUAUACAGUGUUCAUGCUAGCUUUGAUGCUGAAGGAGAUGAGUGUUUCGGUCAAAAGAAUGGAGAAAUUGUACAUGAAUCUACAGAAAGUGAGGACCCUAGAUUUAAAGUAUAA